GGGUCCUGGCAGGAGGCCCGCGCCCCGAACGGCCACGUGGAGAGCUGCUCCGAGCAGUGUUGGGACGUCCUCGGGAAGAGGACCUGAGGCCCGUGGGGGGCUGCGAUGGUGCGGAGUCGGUCUCGGAUCCGAGGACCCCCGGAGCCAUGUCUCUCCCCGGCGGCAGGGACCCCGAGCGGCAUGUCAGGGUGAAGCAGUGGGGCUCAGUGCUGAACAUGCUCAGGAGGCUGGACAAGAUCAGGUUCAGAGGUCACAAGCGAGACGACUUCCUCGACCUGGCGGAGUCUCCCAACGCCUCGGACAACGAAUGUGGCGACGACGUGCCCCUGAGAGUGCCUCGGGCGGCUCCCCGAGCGCUCUCUCUCGGUGCUUCCCUCCAGGCCGGUCCAGGGACCCUCAUCAUGGCCGCGGGAGUCCAGGACUUUAACCGGACGGAGUCUGAUCGCCUGAAUGAGAUCAAAGGUCACCUGGAAAUCGCCUUGCUGGAGAAGCACUUCCUGCAGGAGGAGCUCCGGAAGCUGCGGGAGGAAACCAACUCCGAGAUGCUGCGGCAGGAGCUGGACCGCGAGCGGCAGCGGCGGAUCGAGCUGGAGCAGAAGGUGCAGGAAGUGCUGAAGGCCAGGUGGGCCCUCACCCCCCCCUCCCUGUCUUUCAGGCUGACAGAGAACAUGCGGCGGCUGAAGCGCGGCGCCAAGCCGGUCACCAGCUUCGUGAAGAACCUGUCUGCCUUGUCCGACUGGCACUCCGUCUACACGUCCGCCAUCGCCUUCACCGUCUACAUGAACGCCGUGUGGCACGGCUGGGCCAUCCCCAUGUUCUUGUUCCUGGCAAUUCUGAGGCUGUCCCUCAAUUACCUCAUAGCCAGGGGCUGGCGGAUCCAGUGGAGCAUCGUGCCCGAGGUGUCCGAAGUGGUGGAGCCGCCGAAGGAGGACCUGACGGUGUCCGAGAAGUUCCAGCUGGUGCUGGACGUCGCCCAGAAGGCCCAGGUGCGCGCUCCUGCCGGCCCGUGGCCCUGCUGUGUCGAAGGCGGGACCUACAGAGCCAGGCGGCCCCCAGGCCCAGGGCCAGCUGUUGUCAUGGCUACAGAGAGCCUGGGGCCUUGGCAGGAGGGUGCCCUGGCAGUGAGCGCUCUGGUCACAGUGGAGAGCCACCUGGGCAUCGACACUGUGUCCCGAGCCAGCCGAGUGCUGCCCUCGGGGUCUCCGACAAGGGGGUCUGGGCCUAGCAGAACUCCCAGGCAGGUCCAGGAGGCCUUCCUGGAGGAGGGGACACUGGCUUGCAGAGUCGUGUGUGUGCUGUGUGAGAACGGCUGGCGCUGCUGCCUGAUCAACAGAGACCGGAAGAUGCCCACGGACUACAUCCGGAACGGGGUGCUGUACGUGACGGAGAACUACUUGUGCUUCGAGAGCUCCAAGUCCGGCUCCUCCAAGAGGAACAAGGUCAUCCGGCUGGUGGACAUCACCGACAUCCAGAAGUACAAGGUCCUCUCUGUCCUCCCGGGGUCGGGCAUGGGGAUCGCCGUGACGACGCCAUCAACCCAGAAGGUAAGUGCUGGGCAGGCGGGGGCCCCAGGGCCAGUGCAGAGCCACUGACCUGCCAGGCUCCACCUGGGCA
Molecule: messenger RNA, 1614 nt
Organism: Myotis brandtii (Brandt's bat)
Lineage: Eukaryota; Metazoa; Chordata; Mammalia; Chiroptera; Vespertilionidae
Gene: GRAMD4
Product: GRAM domain containing 4
Exons: 14
Coding region: 147-1592 (481 amino acids)
Biological process (GO): apoptotic process; negative regulation of toll-like receptor 9 signaling pathway
Source: RefSeq, a predicted model, not a curated record